AUGUCUUCGAUUCCCGUUCCCACCGAUUUCAACGCGGUUCUCUACAAGCCCCUGGCUGAGACCGAUCCGGAGAUCCAGCAGAUCAUCGAUAACGAGACCUACCGUCAGUUCCGUGGUCUCGAGCUGAUCGCCUCGGAGAACCUCACCUCGCUGGCCACCAUGCAGGCCAACGGUUCGAUCCUCACCAACAAGUACUCCGAGGGUCUGCCCGGCGCCCGCUACUACGGUGGUAACGAAUACAUCGACCAGCUUGAGUCUCUCACCCAGAAGCGUGCCCUCGAGGCCUUCGACCUCGACCCCAAGGUCUGGGGCGUGAACGUCCAGCCCUACUCGGGCUCGACCGCCAACUUUGCCGCGUUCACCGCGCUGAUCCAGCCUCAGGACCGCAUCAUGGGUCUCGGUCUCCCUGACGGUGGCCACCUGACCCACGGUUACUACACCGCCAAGAAGAAGAUCACCGCCUCGUCGAUCUACUUCCAGUCGUUCCCCUACCAGGUUGACCGGGAGACUGGCCGCAUCGACUACGAGCGCCUGAAGACCAACGCCAACCUCUUCAAGCCCCGUCUGCUGGUCUGCGGUGGCUCGGCCUACCCUCGUGACUGGGACUACAAGUUCCUUGCGGACGUCGCCAAGUCCCAGGGCGCUUACCUCCUCUCCGACAUUGCCCACAUCUCGGGUCUCGUCGCCGCCAAGGAGCAGAGCAACCCCUUCGAGUACUGUGACGUGGUCACCACCACCACCCACAAGACCCUCCGUGGUCCCCGUGCCGGUCUGAUCUUCUUCCGCAAGGACCGCGAGGCCGACCUCGAGGCGCGCGUCAACGCCGCCGUCUUCCCUGCCUGCCAGGGUGGUCCCCACAACAACACCAUCGCCGCUGUGGCCGUCGCGCUGAAGCAGGUCGCUGACCCCGCCUUCAAGCAGUACGCCAAGCAGGUGCGUGCCAACACCCAGGCCCUUGCCAAGAAGCUGUUCGAAUACGGCUACCGCCUCCAGACCGACGGCUCGGAGAACCACCUGGUCCUCUGGGACCUCCGCCCCGCCGGCCUCACCGGCUCCAAGGUCGAGAAGCUCUGUGACCUUGUGCACAUCACCCUCAACAAGAACGCCGUUGCCGGUGACACUUCGGCCGUCGUGCCGGGUGGUGUCCGCAUUGGCUCCAACGCCCUUACCUCGCGCAGCAUGACCGAGAAGGACAUGGAGACCGUUGCCGAGUUCCUGCACCGCGUCGUGCAGAUCGCCGGUGUGCUCCAGGAGGAGGCCGGCUCGAAGCUGCUCAAGGACUUCAUCGCCAAGGCCACCGAGGGCGAAGGCGAGGGCCGCAAGCAGCUCCAGAAGCUCGCUGAGGAAGUCCAGGCCUUCGCCACCAAGUUCCCCCUCCCCGGUGUUCCCGACACCAGCGUGAUCAAGGCCCCCGCUGGUGAGAACUAA
Malassezia japonica is the source of this 1428-nucleotide messenger RNA. RefSeq names its product glycine hydroxymethyltransferase (gene SHM1). Gene Ontology annotation, biological process: tetrahydrofolate interconversion; folic acid metabolic process; L-serine catabolic process. Gene Ontology annotation, molecular function: serine binding; glycine hydroxymethyltransferase activity; zinc ion binding. The transcript has 2 exons. The record is from RefSeq and is a predicted model, not a curated record. Lineage: Eukaryota; Fungi; Basidiomycota; Malasseziomycetes; Malasseziales; Malasseziaceae. Bases 1 to 1428 code for a protein of 475 amino acids. Gene Ontology annotation, cellular component: cytoplasm.